Rotaria socialis is the source of this 363-nucleotide messenger RNA. The record is from the annotation of a GenBank genome assembly. NCBI's taxonomy places the organism in Eukaryota, Metazoa, Rotifera, Eurotatoria, Philodinida, Philodinidae.
AUGGCUGAUGGUGCACCUGGAAUAACCAGAGCUCAAAAGGAGAUUCUCCCUCAAGCACGACGUCUUAUGUGUUGGGCACAUGUCGCUCGAAAAUGCCGAAAACAUAGGAAAUUAGUUCCAACAGAUAAGUGGCAACAAAUUGAUACUGAUAUGCAUGAUUUACAAUUAUGUUUUUCCGAUAAUAUAUUUACUCACGGUGUAUCGUUAGUAAUGAAAAAGUGGUCCACUGAUCCACUUAUUCAACAAUUUCAGCAGUAUUUUUUUGAUCAAUGGAUCGACAAAUUACCACUAUGGUAUGAAGGUGCUGCGCUAAAUAUGCCAUUAACAAAUAAUGGUUGUGAAUCGUUACAUUCCACAAUUUAA